This is a messenger RNA of Macadamia integrifolia, 1656 nucleotides long. Its product is annotated as putative UPF0481 protein At3g02645. The record is from RefSeq and is a predicted model, not a curated record. Lineage: Eukaryota; Viridiplantae; Streptophyta; Magnoliopsida; Proteales; Proteaceae. The transcript has a single exon. Bases 1 to 1656 code for a protein of 551 amino acids.
AUGGCUGAGGAAACAAACAUGAACUCUUCAGAGACUGCAACCAUGACUUCAAAUUCGAAUAAUGGCGUCGUUGAUGAGCACCGGUGGGUCAUUCAAAUCCGUCAAAUGCUGGAGGAAGAACUCGAAGAUGAUGCUGGCUUCCCAGUAUGUAUCUUCAAUAUCCCUAAAACUCUAUUGUCUGUCAAGCCAGAUUGCUUCAUUCCCCACCAAAUUGCACUAGGCCCAUACCAUCAUUGGAGGGAGGAGCUCUAUGAGAUGGAAAGCCACAAGGUUGCUGCAGCCAGAAGAGCCCAAAGACAAUUCCAGAGCCUGAAAUUCGAAAAGCUCGUCGAAGAAAUGAAGAAACUCAUGCCAAAGAUCCGGGGUUGCUACAACAAGUACCUUGAUUUAAGUGGUGAAGCACUAGCAUGGAUGUUAGCAGUUGAUGCAUGCUUCUUGCUUGAGUUCCUCCAAAUUUAUGCCAUCAAAGAAGGCAAAGUCCAAACAGAAUUUCAUGCAGGCAAGAAUUUUAGUAAUUAUGUUAUGCUUAGAGAUAUAGUGAUGCUUGAAAAUCAAAUCCCACUGUUCCUAAUGAGGAAGGUCUUAGAACUCCAGCAUUCCUCCUUAGAAGCAGCAGAUGUGACACUCAUUGCCUCUUUAAUUGGUUUAUGCAAAGAGGUAUCUCCAUUCAAGAUGAUGAAUUUCUCAAGCAUCAAAUUCACAGAGCAUUCACACUUGCUAGAUGUUCUGUACCACAUGAUUGUGCCCAAAUCUGAAGAACAACCCGAAUUCGCCAUCGAAUUAGUCUCUGAUGGACUAGAUGUUCCCACUGUUGAUGAGAUUGUAGAAGAGAUCAAAGAUUCAACUCAAGUAUUGGAUUUGAUCCGGAAUCUGCUAUCCAAAUUAACAGAAGGUCCAGUAAGUAAUGUUACAAGAGUACUAAUUUCCACACCUGCUAAUUUCUUUUCUAAAUUACCUGGGUUUUCCAUCCUAAAGCAGCCUUUAGAAUUACUGUUUUCCAAAACUAAAGCUGAAAUCAUAUCUGAAUAUGAGGAUUCAAGUUCAACCAACAACAUCCACAAGCCUCCUUUGAUAGAGGAAAUCGCGAUCCCUUCAGUGACCAAACUCUACAAUUCCGGUGUCCAAUUUGCACCCAUAAAAGGGGAUAUCACAUCCAUUACCUUCGACACCAAAUCAUUCACACUUUACCUCCCUACUGUUACCAUAGAUGUUAACACUGAAGUGAUAUUAAGAAACUUGGUUGCAUAUGAAGCAUCAAAUGCAUCAGGACCAUUAACUUUUACGCGAUACACAGAAUUGAUGAAUGGCAUUAUAAACACCAAGGAGGAUGUGAAACUGCUUAGAGAGAAAGGGAUUGUUCUGAAUCAUCUGAAGAGUGAUGAAGAAGUUGCUAACCUGUGGAAUGGGAUGAGUGGAUCAGUGAGAUUAACAAAAGUUUCCUUCUUGGACAAGGUAAUUGAAGAUGUCAACAAAUAUUAUAGAGGUACAUGGAAGGUCAAGGUAGGGAACCACUUGAAAAAGUAUGUUUUUGCUUCAUGGAAAUUCCUAACACUCUUAGCAGCUAUUUUUCUGUUGUUGAUGACAACUCUUCAAGCAUUUUGCUCAGUGUAUAGCUGCGGCCGUGUUUUUCGUAUUGAUACAACGAUCAAUCAGUGA